CUGUUUAGGUUCUCUCUAUCUGUAAUACCUACACUUCCUUUUUCUCCGUCAUCUUCAGUGGCGACUGAGGUCUUCAAGAAGUUCGAUAAGCGAGGGCAGGACAAAAUUAGCACAAACGACCUCGGCCCCGCCUUCCGCGCCCUCAAUCUCACCAUCAAGCCGGACCUUCUGAAGGAGUGGGCAGAUCAAGACGAUCAGGACGAGAAGGAUCUCCGUGAGGCUUUCCGAGUCCUAGACAAGAACCGAAGAGGUGAAAUUGAUGUCGAAGAUCUCAGAUGGAUUCUGAAGAGUCUUGGCGAUGACCUGACUGAGGAGGAGAUCGACGAGAUGAUUCGCGAUACGGACACCGAUGGAUCCGGCUUCGUAGAUUUCGAUGGUGAGUUAUCUGCCGCCACCAAACCUUAA
This is a messenger RNA of Dibothriocephalus latus, 405 nucleotides long. NCBI's taxonomy places the organism in Eukaryota, Metazoa, Platyhelminthes, Cestoda, Diphyllobothriidea, Diphyllobothriidae. The record is from the annotation of a GenBank genome assembly.